This is a messenger RNA of Colletotrichum abscissum, 729 nucleotides long. Its product is annotated as emopamil binding protein. Gene Ontology annotation, cellular component: membrane; endoplasmic reticulum. The record is from RefSeq and is a predicted model, not a curated record. The transcript is spliced from 3 exons. NCBI's taxonomy places the organism in Eukaryota, Fungi, Ascomycota, Sordariomycetes, Glomerellales, Glomerellaceae. Gene Ontology annotation, biological process: sterol metabolic process. Bases 1 to 729 code for a protein of 242 amino acids. Gene Ontology annotation, molecular function: cholestenol delta-isomerase activity.
AUGUCCAACACAUCUUCAACCUUGCCGCCGGAUCUGUUCGAUCAGACAACGCUCAUUUCCCUGGCAGCAACCGUCGUCCUCUUGUCCAUAGCUAUCGCUGUGUCUCGUCGAGUCCUCCACCCCGCCACAUCGACGAGCUAUCGCGUCCUCUUCAUCUGGCACGCCUUUGAUGCUUUGAUCCACUUCUUCCUCGAGGGCAGCUUCCUCUAUCACUGCUUCUUCUCUUACAUCCCUCUCGCCGACGUGCCCGACGCCGACCUCAGCGGUUUCCACCCGACCCCGGCCAAUUUCCUCGGUCAUUCAGAUCGCAUCUAUGGCGCCCAAGCGGGCGGAAGCAAUCCCUUUGCGCAGUUGUGGAUGGUUUAUGCGCGGGCUGAUAAGAGAUGGGCCGGCGCGGACUUGGGUGUGAUUUCGUUGGAGCUCUUAACGGUGUUCGGCGCCGGACCGCUGGCGGUGUGGAUCUGCUACAGCAUUGCUAAGCGUGACCCCAAGGUCAACAUUUGGAUGAUUGUCAUCGCAACGGCGGAGCUUUAUGGCGGAUUUAUGACCUUCUGCCCCGAAUGGCUGACCGGCAACAUCUACUUGGACACGAGCAACUUCAUGUACCUUUGGGUGUACCUCGUCUUCUUCAAUAUGCUAUGGGUUUUUAUCCCGAUCUAUGCCAUAUACGUGGCAUAUGGAGAGAUUUCUGCUGCUUUCAAGGCCCAAGGCGUCAGGAAGAACCUAUGA